Molecule: messenger RNA, 3609 nt
Organism: Olea europaea var. sylvestris
Lineage: Eukaryota; Viridiplantae; Streptophyta; Magnoliopsida; Lamiales; Oleaceae
Exons: 10
Coding region: 1-3609 (1202 amino acids)
Biological process (GO): DNA integration
Molecular function (GO): nucleic acid binding
Source: RefSeq, a predicted model, not a curated record
AUGAGAACAAUCUCGCCGAUUAGGAGGUGUGCUCUCAAGAUCGAGGAAGGAGAUCGGAGUCCCGAUCAUUAUAGAGCAUGCGGUUCUCUUAAAUCCACUGGAGAUAAACAAAAUCAAAAGCCGAGAACUGGUAAAACACGCAAUCCAGGAAGGCUAGGUGCCGGGAAUUGGUGCAGGAUCACGUAUUCCAGGAAGGCCUUAAGAAAACUAUGUUCAGGAUGUCAGAAAAACCAGUGUAGGUUGAGUCUGGCUGAUUAUGAACGUGUUUGGGUGAGCGUACAAAAUGGUUGGAAACCUCCUUCUACAACCGUGUCAGGUGUUGUCAAUCUAACUGAUAUUUCACUUUGGACUAAGGAAGAAUUAGCUGAUUGCAAUUGGAAUAGCAAAGGGCUUCAUGCCUUGUUUAUGUCCGUAUCUCCCGAAGAAUUUAAGAGAGUAUCAAUGUGUGAAACUGCUAAAGAGGAUAAGGAUGAUGAAUCUUUUGAUGAAUUCUAUGCCAAAUUGAAUGCCAUUGUUAACUCUAGUUUCAACCUAGGUGAGGGGAUUUCCGAGCCCAAAAUUGUGAGAAAGGUUCUUAGAUCCUUGCCCGAGAGAUUUAGACCUAAAGUUACAGCUAUUGAAGAAAGCAAGGAUCUGGAUACAAUUAAGAUAGAAGAACUCGUAGGAUCUUUUCAAACCUAUGAACUCACCAUUUCACAACCAAGGAAAAAUAAGUCCAUAGCCCUGAACAUUGUUUGGGAAGGGGAGUCUGAGUCAUCUGACAUGGAAACUCUUAGAGAUGAGGAGAUUGCCUACUUUGGAAGUAGGAAGGCAUUAACUGUGUCCUUGACUGAUGAUGAUUCUAAUUUAAGUGAACAAAGUGAUUCCUCAAGCAGUGAGGAGGAAAAGGGCUAUAUGGCUUCUGUAUCUACUGUCAAGAGCGAGUCAGACAAGAAGAGUGAGAAGAUUGAGGAAGAAGUGGAGAGUAACAAGUUCGGUGAUGAUUCGGAGGAUGAGACGGAUAUACAUGAGGCUUAUCAACUUCUGUUUAAGGAAAGUCUCAAGAUCAAAAAGGUAAAUAAAGCCCUAUUUAAGAAGGUAGACGAGCUUGAGAGAGAGAAUGAGAAAAUCACCUAUGAUCUUCAAGUCUCAUCUAAGAAUCUCAGUGAGUUGAAGUAUGUCAAUGAGAAAUUAGAGGACACGGUCAAGACAUUGACCUGUGAAUUAGAGAAAUCCAACACUCAACUACAAUCAUUUGUGAGUGGAACUAAGAAACUAGACGAUCUGUUAGGAAUGAACAAACCAACUGGAAAUAGGCAAGGUCUAAGAUUUGUGAAGAGUGAUAGCAAUGUGUCUAGUUUAUCAAAGACCACAUUUGUCCCCGCUUCCAACAGAUCUAAUGUUUCAACAAAUCCAGAAUCCAAAGACAAAAAUUUUAAUGGACUGAGGGCACUAGAGCUCAUAAGAUUUCUACACCUAAUUUUCAUAAUCAACACUCACGUACAUCUGAACCUAGGUUCAUACCCACUUGUCAUCACUAUGGUUAGCCACUUAACUGAGAUGGUAACAAGGUUGACUGGGAUCACCUUAACCUCGAGAAAAGUUUGGGUAAAGAAAUCUGAUGUGGGUGAGUAUACUGAGAGUCUAAAAUGUUUUGUUGCUCAUGUUGCAUAUAAGACACGUGUGGUAAACAAGGCCUUAUUCUCUACCUUUGAUGACUGCAACGGCAGUGUAGUUACCUUUGGAGACGGAGCUACGGCACCCAUCCAAGGUAAAGGCUCCAUCACCAUUGCUGGACUUCCUCCAAUAUUCAAUGUACUUUAUGUAGAGGGUCUUAAGUCCAACUUAUUGAGCAUUAGUCAAAUCUGUGAUGCUGACUAUGAAGUGAGUUUUGUCCAAAAGAGAUGCACUGUUUAUGAUGCUUCUGGUGGUGUUGUUCUUGAAGGUGUUAGAACAUCUGACAACUGUUAUGGAGUUUUUCCAAACUCGAACUAUGUAUGCAGUAGUGCUAAAAUUGAUAUGUCUGAACUUUGGCAUCAAAGACUCGAUCAUGUUAACUACAGAAGUCUGUCAAAAUUGGUCAAAAAGAAGAUUGUCGAUGGUUUACCUAAAAUUGAUCAAAGUGAGAAUGCUGUGUGCAAGCCGUGUCAACAAGGAAAGCAAUUCAGGAUAAACCAUAAGCGAACCUCAAAAAUCUUGACGAAUAGAGCCCUAGAGCUUCUCCAUAUGGAUUUAAUGGGACCAUCUAGGAUUGAUCUGUUAAGAGAAAAAUCUGGGACGGGUGAUCUGGUUAAGUCCUUAUGUAAAAGACUCAAAGUUGAACAAAAUCUUCCUAUUUCUAGGGUUCGAAGUGAUCAUGGAAAAGAAUUUGAAAACUUCAAUCUAGAAAACUUCUGCUUGGAGGAGGGGAUUAAGCAUGAGUUCUUCUCACCAAUCACUCCACAGCAAAAUGAAGUUGUUGAGAGGAAGAAUAGAGUGCUUCAAGAAAUGGCUAGGGCCAUGCUUCACGGCAAGGAUCUAGCAAUGCAUUUCUGGGGUGAAGCUAUUAACACCGCGUGCCACAUAAUAAAUAGGAUAUACUUGAGACCGAAAUCAGACAAGACUCCCUAUGAGAUCCGGAAAGGCAAGAAGCCUAUUGUUAAUACUUUCGGGUGUUUGGCAGCAAAUAGUGUCUUGCAAUCUGUAAAUAUUGUUAUUGAUGAUGCCUUUACCGAGGAUGAGAGUGCUGAAAAUGGGGUUGACAUAGAAGAUCUAAGUGAAGAUCGAGGAGCCACUGCUAAAAAUAAAGAGCACUCAAUCCCAAAAUCUCCAUGGUCCUUAGAAAACAUAUCUGAGCAGGGUCUACCAAAUUGGGAUCAGUCUAAGCUUCCCAGAGAACCAUCUUCUAAGGUCAAAUAUAAUCAUCCUAAGGUUAACAUCAUUGGGGAUUUGGAUGAAGGAAUGAGGUUACGAAAGAGAGUUCUAAAUAACCUAACAUAUACUAGCUAUAUAUCCCAGAUUAAACCUAAGAAAGUAGAGGAAGCCCUUAGAGAUGAAUGUUGGGUGAAUGCCAUGCAUGAGGAGCUUAAUCAAUUCGUUCGAAAUAAUGUCUGGAAUCUAGUUCCUAGGCCUGAUGACUCUAAUAUGAUAGGUACUAAGUGGAUUUUCAAGAACAAAAUCGAUAACCAAUGUACUAUAACUAGAAAUAAGGCUAGACUAGUUGUCCAGGGAUACACUCAGGUGGAAGGGGUAGAUUUUGAUGAGACUUUUGCCCCAGUUGCUCGUCUUGAGUCCAUUCGUAUUCUUCUUGUGGUUGCAUGUACCUUAGGGUUCAAGCUAUAUCAAAUGGAUGUCAAUAGUACAUUCUUGAAUGGAAUACUCCAAGAAGAGGCACUCACCACUUACUUCGUUGAGCAUGGGUUCUCACAAGGUGGUGCUGACAGAACCUUAUUCAUUAGACUUAUUGAAGAAACUAUCACUGUAGCUCAAAUCUAUGUCGAUGACAUCAUCUUUGGUUCUCCCAUUGACUCUUUUGCUAUUGAAUUUGCUGAAUGCAUGAAACAAGAAUUUGAAAUGAGCAUGGUUGGAGAGCUAAGUUACUUCCUUGGUCUUCAAGUAAAGCAAACUGAUUGUGGGCUGUUUAUCUCUUAA